Fusarium sp. VM40 is the source of this 2106-nucleotide messenger RNA. Lineage: Eukaryota; Fungi; Ascomycota; Sordariomycetes; Hypocreales; Nectriaceae. The record is from the annotation of a GenBank genome assembly.
AUGCCGGCUCCUUAUUCUGACAAUCUCUAUUCUGCCGACUCUGACGAUGAGCCUGAUGCUCUCUCGCCAACAGACGGUUACUUCCACGCGUCUGAGUCGUCAUCUCGCUCUGGGCUGAACGUCCCGCACGUCCCAAACGUGCUCGUUGAGGACCCUACGCAGUUGAGUCGCGAUGCCAAGGUCCAAGAAGCAGAAAGGGAGAGGAAGUUGUUAAGUAGUGGAAGUCCAGCUGGACAUGAACCCGGAAGCACUGCCUCGUCACAUGCUGGACAAGAGAGUGCUGGCGACUUCGAGAAUCCUAUUGCCUUGACGCCUCGCUCUCCCCCAAGAGUUUCUCCCCUGUUUGCUCAUCCUGUCGAUGCACCGCCAGCUUACUCGCCUUCGCCUACAUCGCCAAACACGGUGAACAACUACCAGACCUUCGCUUCAACAGCCACAAUGGCUCGACCUGAGGAGGUCUCGCCUUUGAUUGUUCAUGCUCCCGAGUCUAUGAGUAGCCCCUCCAACCCCAGCCAGUCGCCCUCGCGUUGGCAGAGAUUCAAGGAUUCUGUCACAAGCUUCAAUAUCAGAAGAAAGGUCAAGACCGUCCUUGCCUCGCUCGUUAUUUUCUCUGUUGUCUUCAUGAUCUUCAGCAGUUUUACCAUGAAAUCAAACCACGGCUCACACUCAAGCCCCGUCGGGGACAACGACCCUGUUGCACCACCCGCCAAAGAUCAUGGUGAUUUCGUCUGGAACCCUUCUGGAUCAUGCCUUGACAAGCCCCGUCGUUUCGGUCGAGUCAUCCAAGACGUGGACAUUCGACCCUCUCGUAACCUCACCAUUGUCCAGACUGUCAAGCACUCACCAGAAGGAUGGAGAGCCCAGAUCUCCGGCGAAGUUGUCCUUCGCCCUGUAAAGGAUUCACUGGAUACUAACAUUGAGUUGGAGGUCAUCUCCAACAAUGACGAACUCAGUGUUGAGCUUGAUUUCGAUAAGGAGACACAAUUCCUCCAGUUGAUAGUUCCCGAGAAGACCAGUUGGACCGCAUCCGAGAAGAGGCCCUGCGUGCAGAUCUGCCUUACCGUCUCGGUGCCUCGGGAGUCAAUCCUCAACUCUCUCAGCAUCAGCACACUGCAGCUUGAUGUCAAUAUCGAGGAGGGUCUAGUCCUUGGAGCUUUGAACGGCGUCACUAUCCGUAGUGCCAGUGGUGACAUCAACGCACCUGGAAUCAAAGCGAGCAGCAACGAUAAGGCCGUUGUGCCUUAUACACUCUCAUCUCGUGAGAUUCGCAUUCACACAGCUAGCGGCGACGUUACGGGAUGGUUUCCUCUCUACGACCUUCUCAACAUCGAGACCAUCUCGGGCGACAUCACCACCAACAUCGGACCCAAGCCAGUUAACCCUCAGAAUGUCAGACCUGCCAGUCUUUACGUGCGUUCUGCUUCCGGAACUAUCAACGUUGAUGAGCCCGUGGAUAGUGCUCAGCAGGCUGCCCGUCCCGAUCGCGAGUUCCCACCGCGCGACUACACAGUAGACAUCCUUACAGCGUCAGGAGAUAUCACAGCGGACGUGGCUGUGAGCUCUUUUGCAUCUUUUGGGUCACAGUCCGGUGAUCUGAAGGUCCGUAUCUGGCCAGUUCUAGACUCGGGCUUGUUGACUGCCAGCAGCAGCGUCAAGCCGUCUUUCAACACUGAUACAAAGAGCGGCAAUACUCAAGUGACAAUCCUAGAGCCCUUAUGGACAAGCCUCGCUACCAUUGGAGGAACAAUCCCCCCGUUUGAACCCUACGAUCCAAAAGAUGACCGCUCUCCAUACAUCGUUCUGGCUGAAGAAGACAGUGACGAAGCCGAAGCCAGCACCAGCAAGCCCGCACUCUCAAUGCUGAAAUCGAAGCACAAGUCCAUUAGCGGGACUGUUAAGCUGGCCUACCCAGCAUCAUGGGAGGGCAUUCUUUUCGCGCAGUCCAUCUCAGGUUCGCAGGACUUCCAGGGCAAGGGACUUGUUAUCUCAAGUGAAGGAGGAAUGGUCAAAAAGAUCCUCAGGGGACGCAAGGGCAAGGGCUACUCUUCGCUCGAGGUUAAUACCGUAUCUGGCGACCAAUUCGCCUUGAUUGGAGAGAAGGAAUAG